AUGGUUUUCUUUCAGGUUGAAUCCAUUAAAGAAAGAGCAAGGAAAGUAUCAGAGUUGUCUGAAGAUAUUCCUGGACCAAUAAAUAAUCGUCAUGAAUCUACAAUUAAGCCAACCCCAGUAUCUCGCAGCAUUACCUUUCUUCAAUGCAAGGACUUUACUGAUUACUCAAAUGAUGGAGUGCAGUUAACAAUGAGUCAAACACGGCUCUGUAGAGAUAGAAGUCGGGAGAGUGAGAGGAAUGGUUCUGUGUAUGCAAAAGGCAAAGGACAGAUCAGCUUAGCAAAAGGGUUUAUGCACAAGGAUGCAAAAUCAUUGAACUUGAAACUUGCUAGCACCACUCUGCUCAAAAAGGAACACUGGUUGUUAAAUGGCAAAAGCAAACAAAGUAAUGAUCUGGAAACCAUAUCUAGUGAGAACCACAACUUUGGCGGCAACUGUCUUGAUGUCUCCAAUCACAGCUGUAAGUCUGAAGAGAAAGUAGCCAACAUGAAGAAGAAAGUGACAUCAUCCACACCAGGGUCUACCUUAUCAGAGAAAAGUGUUCAUGACAAGAUUAACUUCUUUCUGCAUCUGCCUGCGUCCAAUUCCUCACACUCGACAGACACCUCUGACCCGCCACCUCCUGUAGACAAUGAGAAUCUGAAAGUGAUAGUUUCUGGAUUUCCAGAUGAAGCUGAUGACAAGAAUAAGAUGGCUGACAAAAAAUCAAAAGGAAAGCGUAAGAAGAGUAUUGUUGAAUGA
Messenger RNA from Acanthosepion pharaonis, 741 nucleotides. The record is from the annotation of a GenBank genome assembly. Lineage: Eukaryota; Metazoa; Mollusca; Cephalopoda; Sepiida; Sepiidae.